Iphiclides podalirius (scarce swallowtail) is the source of this 378-nucleotide messenger RNA. Lineage: Eukaryota; Metazoa; Arthropoda; Insecta; Lepidoptera; Papilionidae. The record is from the annotation of a GenBank genome assembly.
AUGAACGCAGAGAAUAUAUUGAUCGGAAUUGAAAUAGAACACAAGAGAAGCCGAAUAGAUCGACGCUGGACACGAAAUACGUCGUUGGAGACCGCGGUCCAAGCCGAAAAUCUCGGAACGGAAAUCCGCGCCGCGCGUUCUGACCCGAUCGAAAAUAUCGUAACCCAGCGAGACCGGCGGGUGGGAAGAUCCGCGAGAUCCGCGCCACACGUUGAAACCGAAAUCCGCCGUCCGGGACCGGCGCGAGCCGAAGCCCCCGACGCCCUUCGAGGCCGGCGAGGGGGGAGAGGGGAGAUCCACGCAAAGCGUCCGGCGUCCGCGCUAGAUCCGAAAUCCGCUCAGCCGUCCGCGGUGCGCCUGCACAGUGUUACCGGCGGA